Malassezia sympodialis ATCC 42132 is the source of this 468-nucleotide messenger RNA. Lineage: Eukaryota; Fungi; Basidiomycota; Malasseziomycetes; Malasseziales; Malasseziaceae. The record is from the annotation of a RefSeq genome assembly.
AUGAUCAUUUCGAAGGAGAACCGCCGCACCAUUUACAUGGCCCUGUUCCAGGAGGGUGUGCUCGUCGCCCCCAAGAACUUUGAGAUCAAGCACCCUAACCUGGACGUGCCUAACCUCGAGGUCGUGAAGGCCAUGCAGUCGCUGACGUCGAAGGGCUUCGUGCACACGCAGUUCAGCUGGCAGUGGUACUACUACGUGCUCACCGACGAGGGUCUCGAGUACCUCCGUGAGUACCUGCACCUCCCCUCGGAGAUUGUGCCCAACACGCACAAGCGCCCGGCCCGUCCCCAGCGUGCCGUGGUCGGUGACCGCGACGGCUUCCGCGGCGGCCGCGCCGGUGGCGACCGCGAGUACCGCCGCCGUGGCGACUUUGAGAAGAAGGACGAUGCGCCCAGUGGUGGCUUCCAGCCCCGCUUCGGCCGCCGCGAUGCGGCUCUCCUGGACCUGUGUGGUGUAGAGGCGGCCUAG